AAUAUAUAUGAAUAACUUUGACAUUCAUCAAGUGGCAAUUGCGUGACCAAUUGACGACUCUCGGGUGACAAUGACGUUUGUAAAGGGAGAAUAACAUUAUCAAUUUCUUUCGAUAGAGGCUCUAUAACUUGAUGUAAUGUGAAAUAAACGAUAACAAACACUUGUAGUGAAUUGUUAUCCACUUAUCGACUCAAAAGCGGCGCUAUCAUUCCGCUUAUUAUUUAAAGGCACGGUUUACGACCAGAUCAUACAGCAAUGCCGCUCCAACAGUCAAAAUGUACAUCGACGGACAAUUUGUAGAUUCAAAGGCCACAGAGUUCACGGAUGUCCACGAUCCGGCGACGAAUGAAUUGCUGUGCCGCACUCCAAAAUGUACGAAGGACGAAAUGGAAAGUGCGGUACAGAGUGCACGGAAAGCAUACGAGAAGUGGCGGCACACCAGUGUACUAACGAGGCAAAAUUUAAUGCUGAAGUAUCAGGCUCUCAUCCGCAAACACUCGAGGGAAAUUGCGAAAAAUCUCGUGAAAGAAAAUGGAAAAACUAUAGCCGAUGCGGAAGGAGAUGUGCUUCGAGGCCUUCAGGUUGUCGACGCCUGCACGUCGAUUCCGAUGCUCCAAAUGGGCGAAUCUACGGCCAACAUCGCUACAGACAUGGAUAUCGUUUCGUAUAAAGUUCCUCUUGGUGUUACCGCAUCUAUUUGUCCCUUCAACUUCCCUGCCAUGAUCCCGCUCUGGUCGUUUCCGAUAUCGGUCGCAUGCGGAAACGCCGCAAUUUUGAAGCCAUCAGAGCGAGUACCAGGUGCGUCCAUGAUCCUCGCUGAUCUCUUCACAAAAGCCGGCGCACCAGCUGGCCUUUUAAACGUUAUACACGGUCAGCACGCAGCCGUGGAUUUCAUUUGCGAGCAUCCUGAUAUCAAAGCAGUUUCCUUCGUCGGUUCUGAUCAGGCGGGAAAGUAUAUUUACAAGCAGAGCAGUGCGCACGGCAAGAGAGUGCAGUGCAACAUGGGUGCUAAGAAUCAUUGCAUCAUUUUACCGGAUGCGAAUAAGAACAAGACACUGUCACAAAUCGCCGGGGCGGCUUUCGGCGCCGCCGGACAACGAUGCAUGGCACUCUCCGUGGCCAUCUUCGUGGGCAAAUCUAAAGAAUGGAUACCGGAAUUAGUAGAGGCGGCGAAGAGACUACAAGUAAACGCCGGUCAUGUGCCCGGCACCGAUCUCGGACCUGUUAUAUCACCACAGGCGAAACAGAGAAUCUGUCAAUUGAUCGAGUCUGGCGUUAAAGACGGCGCGAAAUUGCCUCUCGACGGAAGAGGCAUCGUUGUGCCCGGCUACGAAAACGGAAACUUUAUUGGACCUACAAUAUUAACUGAUGUUAAGCCUACAAUGAAGUGUUACACGGAAGAAAUAUUUGGGCCGGUCUUGUCGUGCGUGUUCGCCAAUACGACCGACGAGGCCAUCGACAUCAUCAAUAAAAACCCUUACGGCAACGGCACAGCAGUUUUCACGACAAAUGGCGCCACAGCCAGGGCAUUCGUGAACAGAAUCGAAGCCGGCCAAGUCGGCGUUAAUGUUCCCAUCCCCGUCCCGUUGCCGAUGUUCAGCUUUACCGGCAACAAGGGUUCUUUCCUCGGUGAUAACCACUUUUAUGGGAAAUACGGGGUGAACUUCCACACGCAAACGAAGACGGUAACGCAAUUGUGGAGAUCUGACGAUGCUAGUGAUAUUGCGUCGUCAACAGCGAUGCCUACCAUGCAAUAAGACUGUAAUUAAUACUAUAAUUCUACGACAUGUUAAAAUAUCUUCCAUAGUUUUCAAAUUUUACAAAUAAGAUUAUGCAAAGGGAGCGAGAAUUUCAACCAAGCAGGCUGUCUGCUUGUAAACGAUGUCUUCCAUUUAAUGUCUUCAUUAAAAAUAAAUCUGUUUCUAUAAAUGCUAAGCUACUGUUAUAGUCUGCAUAGACUGUAUAUAUUUUUUAUAAUAUAAUAAAGUAUAGUUCUUCGAAAAUA
Molecule: messenger RNA, 2005 nt
Organism: Linepithema humile (Argentine ant)
Lineage: Eukaryota; Metazoa; Arthropoda; Insecta; Hymenoptera; Formicidae
Product: probable methylmalonate-semialdehyde/malonate-semialdehyde dehydrogenase [acylating], mitochondrial
Biological process (GO): thymine catabolic process; L-valine catabolic process
Cellular component (GO): mitochondrion
Molecular function (GO): malonate-semialdehyde dehydrogenase (acetylating, [NAD(P)+]) activity; methylmalonate-semialdehyde dehydrogenase (acylating, NAD+) activity
Source: RefSeq, a predicted model, not a curated record